Molecule: messenger RNA, 1151 nt
Organism: Salvia miltiorrhiza (redroot sage)
Lineage: Eukaryota; Viridiplantae; Streptophyta; Magnoliopsida; Lamiales; Lamiaceae
Product: probable xyloglucan endotransglucosylase/hydrolase protein 30
Exons: 4
Coding region: 72-1076 (334 amino acids)
Biological process (GO): xyloglucan metabolic process; cell wall biogenesis
Cellular component (GO): cell wall; apoplast
Molecular function (GO): hydrolase activity, hydrolyzing O-glycosyl compounds; xyloglucan:xyloglucosyl transferase activity
Source: RefSeq, a predicted model, not a curated record
GCAAUAUAGUUAGUAAAGAAAAGAAAGAAAAGAAAAGAAAUGGAAUCUCCAACGCUAUCUCCUCUACAAACAUGCCUAGUCCCUCUCUGCGUCUCCUCUUCCUCUUAUCCACGUCGAGUUUGCUCUCAUCCACAGCGUUCAACCUCACCACCCUCACCUUCUCCCAAUCCUACACUCCCCUCUUCAGCGAUUUCAACAUUAAGCGAUCCCCUGAUGACAACGCCGUCAGCCUCCUCCUCAACCGCCUUUCUGGCUCCGGCAUCAUUUCGUCCGAUUAUUACAACUAUGGGUUCUUCAGCGCCAGCAUCAAGAUGCCCUCCAAAUACACCGCCGGCAUCGUCGUCGCAUUCUACACAUCGAAUGUGGAUACGUUUGAAAAGAACCACGACGAAUUAGACAUCGAGUUUCUGGGAAAUGUGCAAGGACAUGCAUGGAGAUUCCAGACCAAUUUGUAUGGAAACGGCAGCGUUUCGCGUGGGAGGGAGGAGAGAUACCGCUUGUGGUUCGACCCCAGCAAGGACUCCCAUCGCUACAGCAUUCUCUGGACCCCACAAAACAUCAUAUUCUACGUGGACGAGAUUCCAAUACGUCACGUGAUUCGCAAUGCGGGCAUGCGAGGCGACUACCCCUCGAAGCCAAUGUCUGUCUACGCAACCAUAUGGGAUGCGUCAUCUUGGGCCACGAGCGGCGGCAAGAGGAAAGUGGACUACCGACACCAACCCUUCAUCGCCGAGUUCCGAGACCUAGUCCUCCAAGGCUGCGUCGUUGACCCCGUCGAUCAAUUACAAUCCAGCAACUGCACCGACCAUAUUGCGGCGUUGAUGGUGGCAGACUACUCCACCAUCACUGCCGACCGCCGCAAAUCCAUGCAGUGGUUUCGCCAGAGGUAUAUGUAUUAUUCCUAUUGCUACGACAAUGUAAGGUACCCGGUGCCCCCUCCUGAGUGCGUCGAUGUGCCCUCGGAGAGGGAAAUACUUAUGAAUGGUGGCAGGCGGGGUGCUGGAAGAUCAAACGGUCGCCGUGGUAGGGGCGGCGAGCGGCGGAGCAAGGGAACCAAGUAUCAAGCUGCUCGCUGACUUUUACCUACGUAUCGACUGUAGCGUAGACUAGGCUAGCUAGACUGCAUGUGCUUCUACCUUUUGUAACUAAAU